Messenger RNA from Peronospora farinosa, 4134 nucleotides. Lineage: Eukaryota; Oomycota; Peronosporomycetes; Peronosporales; Peronosporaceae. The record is from the annotation of a GenBank genome assembly.
AUGGAGAAGGGCGUAGGCGUAUGGCUCCGUGAUGUAGAGACAGAUGAGUGGCAUCGCGCGACGGUCGUCAAACUUGGUGAGCCACAAAGCGACUCGGGCAAGCGGGAGGUGACGCUUUGUAUGAAUGAGGGACCGCAUGCAAGGACAGAGAAGACAAUACCGAUUGAUGUGACGGCGCUUGAAGAAGAGAAAGUAAACGGUGUACUACUUGCUAACAGUAGUGACAUGGACGUUGUUGAAGAUUUAAUCCAGUUGCCUCAUCUUCAUGAACCAGGAAUUUGUCACACACUGAGCGAGCGUUUCAAGAUUAAUGAGAUUUAUACGCUCACGGGUGAGAUUCUGUUGGCUAUUAACCCCUUUCAGAAUCUCGGUAUCUACACUGACAAGAUUAUGCGCAAGUAUGUCCGUAAUGGAGAUAAGCGUGCACUCGGACAAGAAGUGCCUGAUAUGCCGCCACACGUCUAUAGCAUUGCGGAUAAGGCUUACCGCUCGUUGAUGAAUCCAAUUGGACACAGUGCGCAUGGAGGUGCUGCUAACCAAUCAAUUUUGGUCAGCGGUGAAAGUGGUGCUGGUAAGACGGAAACUACCAAGUUUGUGAUGAAUUAUUUGGCAACCAUCUCGCAGCAUAAAGAUACAUCCGCGGACAGCAACGUCAUGCAGCAGGUGUUGUCGUCGAAUCCAAUUUUGGAAUCGUUUGGCAACGCGCGUACUAUUCGCAAUGACAAUAGUAGUCGUUUUGGAAAAUUUAUAAAGAUGGAGUUCUCGCUAGAAGGAAGCCUCAUUGGCGCUUCGAUCCAGACGUAUCUACUGGAGAAGGUGCGACUUUCUUACCAGGCUGAGUCGGAGCGUAAUUAUCACAUUUUUUACGAGAUCAUUGCUGGUGCGACCGAAGAGGAAAAGAAACGCUGGAAUCUGAAGACACCGACCAAAUACCGCUACUUGAAUCAGAGCACUUGCGUCAAGCGAAAGGAUGGUGUGAACGACGCGGAACAGUUUGGCGUUUUGAAGACCGCCAUGCAGACGAUGGGCUUCGAUAACGACGACAUGGAGAGCAUCUUCGUCACCAUAUCAGCUCUGUUGCACAUUGGAAAUCUAGAGUUUGACGAGACACACCAGGCUUCAGGUACUGAGGGAUCCGAGAUUUCUAACAUGUGCGAAGACUCGAUGAAGAUGGUGCUUGACUACCUGGAAGUCGACAAGCAGGGGCUUGAGCAGGCUAUUUGCAACCGCAACAUUCAAACGAAGGACGAACACUACUCUAUUGGCUUGCUACCGGACGCCGCUGAAAAUGCUCGUGACGCUCUUGCGCGAUUUCUUUACGGAAAGCUUUUUGACUGGCUCGUCAGCCGUAUUAACGAAAUUGUGGAAAACGAAAGCCGAGAUAUUCCGUUUAUAGGCCUGUUGGAUAUCUUUGGUUUUGAGGAUUUGGAGCACAACUCUUUUGAGCAACUAUGCAUUAAUUACGCCAACGAAACUCUGCAGCAGCACUUUAACCUAACUGUGUUGCGCAUGGAACAGGAGACGUACGAGAAGGAGAAAAUUGAGUGGAGCUUUAUUGACUUUCCGGACAAUGGUCCAUGCAUUGACCUGAUUCAUGGUAAGCCGUACGGUAUUCUUCCGGCUCUUGAUGAAGAGUGCAUUGUUCCGCAGGGUAAUGACCAGAACUUUUCACGAAAGCUUUACCGUCAACACGAGUUAAACCCACACUUCAGCUCGAGCAAGACAGAGAUGGCUAACCAUCUCUUCGUCGUGCAUCAUUACGCUGGUGCAGUCACGUACGAUACGUUUGGAUUUUGUGAGAAGAACAAGGACAUUUUGUACCCUGAGAUAACUGCUAUCAUCAAGAGAUCGUCGAAGCCAUUUGUGCGCGGACUGUUGCAGGUUUCAGUUGAGAAAAAGCCGUUCUCUAAAAAGUCAAAGGGCAGAGCCUCGAGUAUCGCUGCUCGCGUGAGCUUGGGUUUGCAGUUCCGAAAUCAGCUAAAGAAUCUGCUGGAAACUAUCAAUGUCACUGACUGCCACUACGUGCGCUGUCUAAAGCCCAACGAUAAGGCCAAGGCCAACCUGCUGAUGCCGAAGCGUGUGUGUGACCAACUGAAGGCUGGCGGUGUUUUGGAAGCUGUACGCGUCAACCGUGCUGGCUACCCGGUUCGUAUUGCCCACUUGCAGUUCAUUAAGCGCUACCGCCCGUUGGCGAAUGGCGAAUAUUUGCAGCGCAUUCCUGCUGCAGCAGCUGAAGAAGACUUUGAUAGCACUGAACGCAAGAACGCCGCAAGCUUGUUGGUAGAGUUCUUGCUAAAGGCACAUGCCGAUCGGUAUCCGGAGCUGGCAGGUGUGGCGUCGGAUACCCAACAGGCGAAUGUUGCUGGCAUCCAAGUUGGGCUUACUCGUGUUUUCUUUCGCCGCUCGGCCAUUCAGUUCGUGGAGGCACAGUUAGCCAAACGCUAUGGUGAGUUUGUGGUACUUAUCCAAGCUGCUGUCCGCGGCCUGAUUGCUCGUCGCCACUACGCUCGAAUGCAGGUGUCGGCUGUUGUCCUGCAGAAGGCGAUUCGUGGUUUUAUCACGCGAUGCCGAUUCUACGUGCUGCGCGAACGCCGCCGAGCGAAACAGGCCGAACUAUUGCGUCAAAAGCAGCUCGCUGAUAAAAAGCAGCUCGAGGAGGAGCGGCGUACUGCUGAAGAACAGCGUAUCAUGGAUGAGAAGCGCAAGACUGCUGAGCUUGAGGAGCAGAAUCGCCUUACUGCUCAGUCUGCGUCAUCUGACCCAGUGUCGGAUGACUCGUCGGACGGUGACCGUGGUUCAUCCGUGAAGCUCACAGAUUUGAACGAGGAAGCUGGUAACCGUGCAGUAUCCCGCUUCCGCUUCACCAAGGAAUAUGGUGAUGACGACUAUUCAAUGUUAAACUCCUCCCGCCAGGUUGCAAUGGACCCGGGUGACACUGUGCUGCACGUGGCUGCCAAUUGUUGCAAUGAGCAAGAUGUGCUAAAGCUGCUUCAGAACGGUUCUGACAUCAACGCUCGCAAUCGCCGAGGUCGUACCCCACUACACACGGCGUCCCUUUACCAGAACGUUGAGGUUGUUGGCAUUCUCCUGGACUGGGAGGUCGACGUUCUUGUUCAAGACGAUGAUGGCAACACGCCACUGCAUUUGACCAAGGAGCCGCGCAUUGCCCGAAUGCUGCUGGAAGCUGGCUGCACGCCUAACAUUGUGAACGCUGAUGGCCGAACUGCCCUGAUCAAUGCUGUGGACCGCGGUGAUGCCAAGACGGUGAAAUUGCUGCUGCACUUUAAGGCUGACGUGUUAUUCCGAGAGUUGAAGCAUCACCAGACAGCUUUACACUUGGCUGUCCGUAAGGGCCAGUACCAGAUCGUUAUGGAGCUGUGCAAGUCCGAUGAUAUUCAAGAUUUAAUUCUUUUGACAGAUCGCAACGAGAACAAUGCGCUUCAUUUUGCUGUGUCUCGAGAUCGCAAGAAUGGAUACCGCCUUGUCGAUUACUUGAUCAAGCACGGCGGUGAAGUUGACAAGGUGAAUGCGCGAUUCCAGACUCCGUUGGUGGUUCACAUUAUGACCACUCGCCAAACCGAUCCUGCGAUUACGGAACUAUUCCUUGCAAGAGGAGCCGACCCGAACAUUCAGCUGGCCGAUGGAUCUACGCUGCUGCACGUUGCCGUCGAGCGUGAACUGAUUGAUAUUGGUUGUUCACUAAUUAAGCAUGGUGCAUCGCUGAAUGCACCUGAUGCUAAGGGACGAAUGGUGAUCGAAGUGGCAAAUAAAAAGUUUCUGAAAAAACUAUUUAGCGCAAUUUCACAGCCACCUACGUGGAUUGACGAAAAGGAGCGACGGUCGUGCAUGCUGUGUGGAUCAAACUUUAAGUUUGGCAACCGACGUCACCACUGCCGACACUGUGGACGAGUAUGCUGUUCUGAUUGCUCAGCGUUCACUGUGGAGAUGCAUCGGUUUCCGAAGGAAUUUCCUGGGCGUAUGACUAAUGGUGGCAAGCAAGUGAAGGACCCACAGCGCGUGUGUCGGACGUGCCAUGCCGUGUUUAAGAUGCGAACAGCUCAGAAGGAAUCCACAUCGGGUUUUAUGGCACGCGUGCUCGGGUACGAGUGGGACGAGAUAAGUACUUCUAAUUGA